CGUCACAGCAAAUCCUGGAAGUGAUCAUCAGAAUGGAAAAAUUACACGCAUUGAUUAGUCAAUAGGAGACUCGAUGAAUGGGUUAAGCUUGAGCAGCUUAAUCUUGAUUCCGUGGAGACAGUUGUGGAUGAGAAGGUGGAGGACAAGGUGACGAGCUUAAAAAUGACACGCCAUCAAAAGCGUAAAAUUGACGAGACACAAGUAGAGGGUCAUGAAGAACUUGAUGCUGCUAGCCUGCGAGAGCAUGAAGAGUUCACAAAGGUUAAGAAUAUCGCAACAAUUGAACUGGGGCGGUAUGAGAUCGAGACAUGGUAUUUCUCCCCAUUCCCCCCAGAAUACAAUGAUUGUACGAAGCUGUUCUUCUGUGAAUUUUGCCUCAAUUUCAUGAAGCGAAAAGAACAACUUCAGAGGCAUAUGAGAAAAUGUGAUCUGAAGCACCCUCCUGGAGAUGAGAUUUAUCGAAGUGGUACCCUAUCAAUGUUUGAGGUUGAUGGAAAAAAGAAUAAAGUUUAUGGACAGAAUCUUUGCUAUCUGGCCAAGUUAUUUCUUGACCACAAGACCCUCUACUAUGAUGUUGAUCUCUUCCUGUUUUACGUACUUUGUGAAUGUGAUGAUCGUGGGUGCCAUAUGGUGGGCUAUUUUUCAAAGGAAAAGCAUUCUGAGGAGUCCUAUAAUUUGGCAUGUAUUCUUACUCUGCCACCAUAUCAGAGAAAAGGCUAUGGGAAAUUUUUAAUUGCAUUCUCAUAUGAACUUUCGAAGAAAGAAGGUAAAGUUGGAACUCCAGAAAGACCCCUUUCUGACCUAGGUAUGCUAAGCUACCGAGGAUACUGGACUCGUGUUCUCCUGGACAUAUUGAAAAAGCAUAAAGGCAACAUUUCUAUCAAGGAGCUGAGUGAUAUGACUGCAAUCAAGGCAGAAGACAUUCUAAGCACCCUUCAGGCACUGGAGCUAAUUCAGUACCGCAAGGGGCAGCACGUCAUCUGUGCAGACCCAAAGGUCUUAGAUCGCCAUCUAAAGGCUGCUGGCCGAGGUGGUUUGGAGGUGGACGUUAGCAAACUGAUAUGGACUCCUUAUAAAGAGCAGAGCUGAUUUUCAAAUUACCCACUUCCCUUUUGCACACCUGUCUUUCCUCCUUCCUUUGAAUAUGUGUACAGAAGUCAUG
This is a messenger RNA of Cuscuta campestris, 1162 nucleotides long. The record is from the annotation of a GenBank genome assembly. Lineage: Eukaryota; Viridiplantae; Streptophyta; Magnoliopsida; Solanales; Convolvulaceae.